AUGUCUGGAAAUUUUCAAGUCCCAAAAUCAAUUAUAACUUAACUUACAAAAGAAGAAUAAGUAGAUAUUCUUUAUAAACCUUAUCACAGAUUAAUAGAUUUUUUUUUUGGAUAUGCAGACAUCGAAAUUAAACUUACUAAUAUCAAUCCAAUAUUGUAAUCUCAUUUGGGUGAAAUUUAUUCAGAAAUCUAACAAUUGAAAUUAAAAAUAUAAGAAAGUGAUAUGGAAGAUUAUUAUCGUGAAAAUAGGACUUACUAAGUUAAAGAACAAUAGGAAAACAAUAUUUCAUAAUUGGAUAAAAUGGUUAUUUUACAUAGUCUAUUUAUUGAAAAUCUUUACCAAGAGGCUGAAAAUCACAAAUCCAAAAUAUUAAUUAACUACCAAAAAUAUCAAUAUAAAAUAAAUCCACUAGACCCAAAAAGUGAAGGAUUUGCAAAAAAAUUUUAUUCUAUUUUCUAAAAAACAUGGGAUAAUUACACUAUAUUGAUANAUAGAAGGAACUAAUAACGUGAGAUCUAUGAAUAAAGGCCUUCAAAUUAAUAUUAUGAUUAAUAUAUUGAAAAAAAACCUGAUGAAAGUAAUAAUCAAAAAAUGAAUUCACAGGUAUUUGAAUCGCAGCCUCAAUAUCCUUAAUAUAAUUAAAAGAAUCAUCAGUAAUAAGAAUAUUAGUUUAAUUAUAACUAUUCCAAAAAUUCAUAAAUUACCUAAUAAUAAUAAUAAUAAUAAUAAUAAUAAUAAUAAUAAUAAUAAUAAUAGUAAUAGUAAUAUUAAUAAUAAUCAUACUAAUAAUAAUUGUAAUACCCUCUAUAAUAAAUCUAACUUGCACCUCCACUUUAACCUACACCUAAUAAUUAAAAUUAAUUCUAAAUAAAUUAGUAGUUUUAACAAAAAUAAGAAUAACCAUACUCAUAAUAAAUGAUAUAAUAUCCUUAAUCUUCAAGAAUUAUAUAUUAAGGAGAUAAUUAAUUAAAUAAUUAAAAUUAAAAUGAAUCUGGCUUUAUAGAUGUUUAAAUUAAUUAAAACAAUUAAUAAUAAAAAUAUAAUACUUAAAUGUCUGGAAAUUUUCAAGUCCCAAAAUCAAUUAUAACUUAACUUACAAAAGAAGAAUAAGUAGAUAUUCUUUAUAAACCUUAUCACAGAUUAAUAGAUUUUUUUUUUGGAUAUGCAGACAUCGAAAUUAAACUUACUAAUAUCAAUCCAAUAUUGUAAUCUCAUUUGGGUGAAAUUUAUUCAGAAAUCUAACAAUUGAAAUUAAAAAUAUAAGAAAGUGAUAUGGAAGAUUAUUAUCGUGAAAAUAGGACUUACUAAGUUAAAGAACAAUAGGAAAACAAUAUUUCAUAAUUGGAUAAAAUGGUUAUUUUACAUAGUCUAUUUAUUGAAAAUCUUUACCAAGAGGCUGAAAAUCACAAAUCCAAAAUAUUAAUUAACUACCAAAAAUAUCAAUAUAAAAUAAAUCCACUAGACCCAAAAAGUGAAGGAUUUGCAAAAAAAUUUUAUUCUAUUUUCUAAAAAACAUGGGAUAAUUACACUAUAUUGAUAGAAUCAUGUAAAUCAGAAUUUGAAGCUAUUUCAAAAAUCAAACUAUUAAAAGUACCUAGAAUCAAUCAAUCAUUUUGCAAAGAACUUGGUUUACAGAAACCAAUUAUAAUUUUGGCAUCUGAACUUAAUCUAAUAACCUUGAAAGAUACAUAAAUUUUAUAUAAUGCUGGAUUGGCAUUAUAAAAAAAAAAUAAGGAAAUAUUUAUUAUAAAUUCAUUUGAUUAAGUUUAAAAUGAGAGCAUCUCAGUUUUAUAAAAGAAACUAUAGAAUUUUCUUCAGGAUCCCUAAUAUAUAAAAAAUGUUAAAGAAAAUUUUGAUAUUGAUUGUUACCCACAAAAGGAUAUUAAUGAGAUUGACAAAUGUAUACAAGCAUUAUAAGCACAAGAAUUUAUAGAAAUAACAGUUACUACACCAAUAUUUAAUUUAUAAAAUAAAGGAAAGUACUUAGUAUAAGCUGAAUUGUAAUUAUGGAUAGAAGGUUAUUAAACAGAAAAUAUUAUUAAUUAGAAACUUAAAUUAAUUAAAUAAAAAUUAAAUGAAAUCUACAAUCCACCAGUUAUUAUUAAGAUCAUAGAUAAAGAACAAAUAAAGUUAUGGAAUAAAUAUUUAGGUUAGCUCUUUGAAAAUUAAAAUAAUUCAAAAGAAUGUAUUACAAAAGAAGAUAAGGAUGAAUUAACAAUAGAGCUUAAUGGUCAUUAAGAUGUAAUUUACGAAAAAAAAGACAAAAUAGAAACUUUAUUAUAAUAAUUUGAAUGUAAGAUUAUAAAAUAUGAAUGUGAUAAAGAUGUUUUAAAGGUAUUAAAGAGUAAGUUAAAUUCAAUUUCAAAAUUAUUUAGAGGAAUUUUUAAUGAGAUUGCUUCUGAAUUUGGAUAAUGUUUAAUUUAAUUGAUUGAUAUUGAUUAAAAUACAGAAUCUGUUAUGAUUGAAGUAUAUUUUAAUCCAGAGGUAUUCAAAUUUACAAAUAUAAAUACAAAAGUUAGUGAAUUUUUAGAAAAUUUAGAUUAUCAUUAAUUCUCAAAGAUAAAUUAUAAAGAUUUUUUAUCAUUUUAAGGACUGAAAGAGAUUUAAUUUGAACAGUAAUAUUAAGUUGUGGUAGCAAUAUCAAAUAAGUAAAAAGAUUUUGAGAUUAUUGGAAGAAAAGAGAAUUUAGAAGAAAUAAAAUAAAUGUUAAAGUAGUUUGAAUAAUCAAAGAAAGAGAAUUAAACAUCAACAAUUAUUGAUUGUGAUAAUAAAUUGAUUUUUAAUAAAAUUAAAUCGUAAAAUGUCAAUAAUAUGUAAUAAAAUAAUGUUGAUGAUGAAAAUAAGGUAGUGAUCAGUUUUCCUUAAGAUAAUAAGAUAAUGUUAUAAGCAUCUAAAAAGCAGAUUUAAUAAGAAAAAGAGAAGAUAAUAAAAAAAAUCCAAGAAUUAAAAAAUUAAUUGGUAAUCAAACCUUGUUAAUUUUCUGACAAAGAAGUCAAAUUUAUUUAUAAAAACUGUAAAUAAGUAUUAGAAAAAUUAGAAAAAAACAAUGAAAUACUAAUUUCUACUUCAACUUAAACUUAAGGAUCAUCUUAAUCAGAGAAAUCAGCAGCAUGUACAUUGGAAUAUUAAAAUAAAAAGAUUUAAAUAAUUUAUGGUGACAUAUCAACUAUUUAAUGUGAUGCAAUAGUGAAUUCUUGUAAUAAUAAAAUGUCUUUUGGUAAUUCUUUAUAAUUGACUGGUGUUGCUUAAAGUAUCUUUUAAUUAGGAGGAACAUAAUUUUAAUCAGCUUGUUAGGAUUACAUUAGAAAGUAUUAUGAAUUAGAAACAGGAGUUGUUUUCACUUAUAAGAUGCCAAAUGAUCGAUAGAUUAAAUAUAUACUUAAUGUAGCUACACCAGUAUACUCUUAAGGAUAAGUGACAGAUGAUGAUUUGUUAAUCAUUUAAGAAAACAUUUAGGCAAUAUUUAAAGAAAUUAAAGAUUUAGAUAUAAAGACUUUAACUCUUCCUAUAUUUGGAGGUGGAGCAUGUGGAUAUAGUUAUAAUUAAGUUGCUUAAGUCGUUUUGAAUACUACAAUAAAUUAAUUGUAUUUUUAAAAGAAUACAAUUGAAACUAUUUACAUAGUAGAGUUGAUAGAUAUAAGAGUUGAUUGGUUGACUAAAAUACUCAAUAAUUUAUUAAAACCACCUGUUAAGGAGAGGGAAGUAAAAUAUUAAUGGUAAUGGUAAGAUAAUCACAAUUUUUAAGAUUAUGAUGAUGAUGAGAUUAAUAAAUAGAUUGAUGAAGCAUAUGAAUAAUUCUUAUAUACAGGUAAAGAAUAGAAAGUAUUAUUGAAUUUUCCAUAUUCAAAAUAACCUGGAACUCAUACUAUUAAUUUAGAAAACUAAACAAUUACAGAUAUCUCAUUAAAAACUACAAAAAAAAUAAUUACAAAAAAUAUAUUUAAUUCAAAAAGAUUUUAUUUUGAUGAGGAUAUAGUAGAUGAUUAAUUAAAUGAAUAUUUGCUACUUUAAGAAAUGAAUAAUAUUAAUAAAUUUGACAUUUUUUUCAAAAAACAUUUUGUAGAAUUUAAGAUUGGAGGAAUGUAUUAAAUGAAUUAAGAAACUUAAUAUAAGAGAUAAAUAAAAUUUGUUUUAUAUUAACCAAAAAAAAGUAAGGCAUAAAUUAAAAGUAAUAAAUUAGUUGGUAAGAAUUUUAAUUUAAUUGAAACUUAGAACCAAAUUUUAAAAUUAGUUUAAUAAAAAUCUAAUUAUGAUUAAUUAACACUAUAAUCUUUUGAUGGGUCUCUUAAUGAAACCAUUUAUAAAAUUAUUAAAUCUGAAUUAGAUAAAUCAAAAUUAGAAUAUAAAUUUGAUGUUCCUAAUAUUUCAGAUGCUGGACUUAAGGAAUUAUAAUUAUUUAUUUAAUAAAUUGCAUUAUCUAUUAAUGGUAAAUUUAAAUAAGGGGAAAAGAUUUCUAUUAAGAUUUUUGAAAAAAAGUAAACUAAGAUUAUUAAUUAUAUUAAAUCAAUAAAAAUCUAAGAAAAAUCAUAUCCUGAAACUUGGAAACCAUAAAAUCAAAAUAUGGAGAAAGUUCUAUUAAGAUCAGACUCAGAUGAAUACUAAAAAAUAUAAACCUUAUUUAGAAAGACUGAUAAUGGAAAUAUAUAUGAAAUUUAUAGAAUUUAAAAUAAAUCCUUAUGGGAUAAUUACAUUGCCGAAAAAAAUAAAUUAAUAGAAAUACAUAAAUAAUAAGGGAUAAUAUUAUCACCUAUUCAAACAGAAAGAUACUUAUGGCAUGGAGUUAGAUAAUCACAUCCUUAAAUUAUCUAUUCAGGUUUAAAAGAAGCAUUUGAUUAAACAUACAGCAAUGUAAUUAUUAAUUUAAAAAUAGGUUGGUAUGUGGGGUGCUGGUAUCUAUUUUGCAGAAAAUGCUAGUUAUUCUAGAAAUUAUUCUUAUUAAUUUUAAUUAACAGAUGGUUAACAAAAUAUUGGUAAGUUAGUAUUUUUAUGUUGUUUGGUGACAACUGGAAAAGUUGAAAUAAGACAACCAGAUGGCGCUAUUAAAAGACCAUCAUAAGGUUUUGAUUGUAUUUAAGGUAAUACUAAUGGAAGUGAUGUAUUUAUACUAUACUCAAUGGACAUAAGAAGAGCAUAUCCAGCAUACGAGGUAAUCUAUAAAUGA
This is a messenger RNA of Paramecium pentaurelia, 5161 nucleotides long. The record is from the annotation of a GenBank genome assembly. Lineage: Eukaryota; Ciliophora; Oligohymenophorea; Peniculida; Parameciidae.